Molecule: messenger RNA, 1329 nt
Organism: Panicum hallii
Lineage: Eukaryota; Viridiplantae; Streptophyta; Magnoliopsida; Poales; Poaceae
Product: chromodomain-helicase-DNA-binding protein 1-like
Exons: 2
Coding region: 1-1329 (442 amino acids)
Source: RefSeq, a predicted model, not a curated record
AUGGAUUGGGUUCUUCUGCGCGACGGCGACGGGAGCGGAAGCGACAGCGACGAUUGCGGCUGCCGUGUGCGGGUCCCCGGCGGCAGCGACAGCGCCUCCGAGGACGGCAGCGACAGCGGGUUCGCGAUCGUGCGCGUCCGCAGAUCAGACCGGCCCGCUGGCGCCGCCGUCUCCCCGGUCGGCGGCGUAGUCAGCGACGCGCCGGCGAUGGUGGCCGUGCCACGACCGACGCCGCCAGGGUUCUGCUUCAAGGUGGUAUCCUACGGCGAGCCGUUCUCGGCUUCUUCUUCUUCUUCUUCUUCCACGGACGGCGGCUCUGACUUUCUCGACGAGACCACGAUCCGGGAAGCCCUCUUCGGCGCCGCCGCCUGCAGCCGAGGCGCCGGUAUCGACGACGGGGGCACGGUGACACACGAAGAGGAUCGCGAGUCCGAGGUUGGCGAGCACGAUGGCACGGGGAGCUCCGUCGAGGCGCCUCGUACGUCUUCGGCAUCGAGGACCAGUGUCUCGCCGUGCAAGGCGCUGCCGGAGGUGGCCAGUGGCGUGGAGGAGGAAGACGCCGAGAGCUCUGGCGAGGAGGAGGACAUGGAGAACUCUGGUGAGGAGGAGGAGAACGACGACGCGAGCUCUGGCGAGGAGGACUCUGAAAUCUCAGAGGAGGAGGAGGAGGAGGAGCAAGACGUCGAUGGCGAGAGCUCCCGUGAAGACUGCUUCGAGAUCCCGGCGACCAGAUACACAGCAAUCGACGCCGACGACAAAGGGGAACAGCCAGGAUUCCCUGGCCGCUCGUACGACGACAUUGACGAUUCCGAUGAUGACAUGGUACCCUCUUCCAGGACGUGCACCGCCCACAAUGCUGAGCAAGCCACAGGCAUCGAGGUUCCUGCUCCACUGCUUUUCUGGAUUGAUGAGGAUCAUCAACAUGAUGACAUCGAUACCGACUCUGACAUGGAAGAAGAGGGGAGCUCGGAGCCCGUUUGUCGCGAGUACGACGGCAUUGAUGAUAGUUGCGGCACCGAAAGCGAGGGAGUGUUCACGGCCCAGUUCACGGCGCGGUGGAGGGAGCAGAUGCUGGAGCAGCUGAUGCGGCAGGCGGCGGCGUCGGACGAGGCGCUCGAGUCGGCGCUGCAGGGCGGGGGCGGGCGCGCCGCCACGCAGCGGGUCACGCGGCGCGUCGAGGCCGAAUCUGACGCUCCGCCGCCGGCGGCGCACGUCCAGGAGGAGCAUGCCGGCCAACGCAGCGCGGGCUCGCCGACGGCCGACCUCACCUCGUGCGCCAUGGUUUACCUGCUGGUCUAUCUUGCGACUGGCGGUUUUGAUUUUUUCUGA